AUGUGGCCGCCCUCGGACGACGAGAACCUGCUCUGCUGCGCCUGCUGCACGCCCGACACGUUGGGCGUCCCGUCCGAGGUGAGCUGGGUCGGAUGCGACGAGUGCGACGGCUGGUUCCACAGCUAUUGCGUGCGCGUGCCCGACGCCGUCGCCGAGACCCUCGACUCUUUCCGCUGCCCGCGCUGCUGCACGCUCGCGGGC
Emiliania huxleyi CCMP1516 is the source of this 201-nucleotide messenger RNA. RefSeq lists its product as hypothetical. The record is from RefSeq and is a predicted model, not a curated record. The transcript has a single exon. The annotation marks the transcript as partial. NCBI's taxonomy places the organism in Eukaryota, Haptophyta, Isochrysidales, Noelaerhabdaceae.